This is a messenger RNA of Durusdinium trenchii, 705 nucleotides long. The record is from the annotation of a GenBank genome assembly. NCBI's taxonomy places the organism in Eukaryota, Dinophyceae, Suessiales, Symbiodiniaceae.
AUGGAGUCAGACAGCUCAGAUUCUGACAGCGGCGUGCGGGAGGUCGAAGUGUGCGAAGCUGGAAUCUCUGGAUGCAUCGCUUGCACUCUGCUGGAUGAAGAGGACAACUGGGAGUCUCAUGCAGGGGUCCUGUGGAGAUUGGCUGAGUGUGGACGUUUGAAAGAUGUGGACUAUAUUUCGGGAGUCUCUGGUGGGACCCAUGCAGCAACAGCUUUCGCUUCGCAUGUGGUGGCGGAGGAAGCUCCUACCGGGAACCUGGACUAUUGGUACUUGCAAGUUGUGGCCAAAUUAAUUGCUCGCAUGCAAAACAACACCCCGUACCUUUGCCGGGAUUUGUGGCAAGAUGUGCCUCCAGAGACCCAAAUCGGCUCUGGGACUUUCCCCCGAGCUUUUGAUCUGGUGCAGACCGUAGGGGUGGUGCUCGGAACCCUGCUGCGUGCACCUCUGGCGAUUACCGUGUUGGUGAUUUUGCCUGCGGUUGAGGUGAUAGAGACAUUGUAUGGCAGAGAGAUGCGGGCAGAAUUCUGUGAAGAUGUGCUUGGUAAAGCUUCGGAUCAGCAUGCUGUCAUUAGUGUGUUUGGGCGCAGCACUACGCAGAAGCAAGCACUGAUUCUCCUAGUCAUGAUUGCAGUGGCAAUCUUGGCAUCCUGGCAUUGGGAACAAGCAUUGUAUGCAGCCGUGCCGCUGAUCACUACCAAAACCUGA